UGCAGUUCACCGUGCAUUCUUUCCCUCUUCUGGGCAACUCACCUGGCAAAGGGUAAAACUGGGAGCAUAAAAAAAUAAUUGUGACACGCCAGGUUUUUCUUAGGCCAGAGAUCAUUACCAGUCUUAUCCCCAUUAUCCAUCAUGCAUAGGGAAUGGCGAUCAGAGGAGACCAGGCAUCCUGCCCGAUUUGAAUGUCUAGACUCUGAAGGAAAGGUUCCGUUUACUGCUGCCUCAGGUUAGAACCAGACCUCACCUCAGAGACAGUUCCCGGGGACAGAGUUCUGAAGUCACCACCAGAGAGGUGACAGGAGUCCCAUGGUAACACGCAAGGCGCCACAUAUAUUUAGGCGCAGUCUUACUUAAGCCACAGCUCCACAAUAACCAGCCUAUCAGAAUGUAUUACAGGCGACCCACAAAGUCCCUCGGCGCUCUGUGCCCGCCCAGUCCCAGGGCUCCAGCUCGCACGGGCCGCCCCUGAGGCCCUUCCAGUCGUCCGAGGUCGGAACCUGUCGCACCUAGCAGCAACCAUACCGUACAAAGCUAGACUCGAGGGGACCCGCCAGGCAAGCAGAAACGCCCGAAUUCCUGCGAGAGGCGUGUCAGGCCGCGAGGCUUUCUGGGAGAUUUAGUCCACAAAGGUACAGCCACCAAGUGCCCCCGGCGCCUCCUCUGGCUGCUCCCGCAGCUGUUCAAGUCCAGCGCAGCCUCGCUGCCAGCGUCACCGUAGCGGGGCGCUAAAGGGCUCGGCCACGCGGGCGGCCCCGGCCAGCUCUCGGGUCCCUUACACAGGAAACGCAGCCAGAGGGUUGACCGGAAGUGGGAUCGGGCCGCGAGGCCUUCUGGGAGCUUCUGUGCUCCGGGACAUAACGGACGCGCGCUGCCGCUUGGGUCUAUGGACCUGCCCGUGGGUCGGCUGCAUGCAGUGUCUCUGAAAUUGCGUUUCGGGGGUCUGCGGCCGGUGGCGCUGCCGGGACCCCUGCGCAGGAAGCGAGGGGGGCGCCCGCGCGAUCCGGUUUGCGCCGGCCGUGGGCUGCGGACUGAGCGCGGGCUCUCAGGAGGCUCGGAGUAGCCGAGUAACAGCCGUGCGGAGUGCUCUCGGCCAGAGGACCUUACUGACUGGUUUCUCAUGAGAAUAGUAUCAGCUGUGCUUUUUAACUCAUUUAUCCGGUUUGACUGUUAAUAGCCUACAGGUCCUACCUCCCCCUACACUAAGACAGAUCUGUGGUGUGAGUUUGAAGCCUGAGAACAGGUGUCUGCCACGGAAGGAGAUCUUCUGACCUGAGACCCACACCAGAAGCUCGGGGGUCCGGGGCAGGGGUGCACUCUGCACCUGCAGACCAUCUUGACCAGUCCUCCCCAGAGCCGGCAAGAUCCAAAUGACAUCUCCACCUUGAAAUACCAGCGACAGCUGUGCAACAUGGAGCGGUUGACCCAGACUGUGCAGAGAAGAGCUUGGUGUUCCCAGGACUCUGCAUUUUGCCAGGAAGAAGAGGACAUGACCAGAUCUUUUAAAACAGUGACCUUCAGGGAUGUGGCUGUGGACCUCACCCAGGAAGAAUGGCAGCAAAUGAAGCCUGCCCAGAGGAGUUUGUAUCGAGAUGUGAUGCUAGAGACCUACAGCAACCUUGUAACAGUAGGUUGUCAAGUCAACAAGCCAGAUGUGAUCUUGAAGUUGGAGCAAGAAGAGGAGCCAUGGGUGCUGGAGGAAGAAAUGUUUUGGAGACACUCUCCAGUUUGGGAAGUUGAUGAACAGAUGGAGAAACAACAGGAAACACUUGUGAGGAAAGUCACAUCCAUCUCCAAGAAAGCUCUGAUUAAGGAAAAUGUCAUUGACUGUAAAAAGGUUGCAAAAAUCUUUCCUCUGAGCUCAGAUGUUGUUACUUCAAGACAAAGCCUCUAUGAUUGUGACUUACUUAAUAAGUGUUUGGAACAAAAUUUAGAUAUACUUAGUUGUAAGAAAGGCUGUGUAAGAGACAAAAACUUUGAAUGUAAUGAGUAUGAGAUGCCAUUUUACCAUUGCUCACCCUAUGCCAUAGCCCCCUUUAAAUGUAAUCAGUGUGGACAAGACUUCAUUCAUAAAUUUGACCUCCUCAGACAUGGGAGAAAUCAUGCUGGAGUAAAACGUUAUGGAUGUAAAGAGUGUGGAAAAUCUUUUAGCAGGAAGGAAAAUCUCAUCACACAUCAGAAAAUCCAUACUGGGGAAAAACCAUAUAUGUGUAAUGAAUGUGGAAAAGCUUUCAUUCAAAUGUCUAAUCUCAUUAGACACCAAAGAAUUCAUACUGGGGAGAAACCUUAUGCUUGUAAGGAUUGUUGGAAAGCUUUCAGUCAGAAAUCAAAUCUCAUUGAACAUGAGAGGAUCCACACUGGAGAAAAACCCUAUGAAUGUAAGGAAUGUGGGAAAUCCUUCAGCCAGAAGCAAAAUCUUAUUGAGCAUGAGAAAAUUCACACCGGGGAGAAACCUUAUGCAUGUAAUGAAUGUGGUAGAGCUUUCUCUCGAAUGUCAUCUGUUACGCUGCAUAUGAGAAGUCACACAGGAGAAAAGCCCUAUAAAUGUAAUAAAUGUGGAAAAGCUUUCUCUCAGUGCUCAGUGUUUAUUAUACAUAUGAGAAGCCAUACAGGUGAGAAGCCUUAUGUAUGCAGCGAAUGUGGAAAAGCCUUCUCACAAAGUUCUUCCCUUACUGUACAUAUGCGAAAUCAUACUGCUGAGAAACCCUAUGAGUGUAAUGAGUGUGGGAAAGCCUUCAGCCGGAAAGAAAAUCUUGUUACACAUCAGAAAAUUCAUACUGGAGAGAAACCUUAUAAAUGUAAUGAGUGUGGAAAAGCUUUUAUUCAGAUGUCAAACCUCAUUAGACAUCAGCGAAUUCAUACUGGUGAAAAACCCUAUGCAUGUCCUGUAUGUGGGAAAGCCUUUAGCCAGAAAUCAAAUCUUACUGAGCAUGAGAAAAUUCAUACUGGAGAGAAACCUUAUCAUUGUAAUCAGUGUGGAAAAGCCUUUAGUCAGAGGCAAAAUCUCCUUGAACAUGAAAAAAUCCAUACUGGAGAGAAACCAUUUAAAUGUAAUGAGUGCAGUAAAGCCUUUUCUCGAAUCUCAUCCCUUACUCUUCAUGUGAGAAGACACACAGGGGAGAAACCUUAUGAAUGUAAUAAAUGUGGAAAAGCCUUCUCUCAGUGCUCAUUACUUAUUAUACAUAUGAGAAGUCAUACUGGUGAGAAACCCUUUGAAUGUAAUGAAUGUGGGAAGGCAUUUUCUCAGAGAGCAUCCCUUUCUAUACAUAAAAGAGGUCAUACAGGCUAGAAACACCCAGUGUACUGAGGUAAUGCCUCUUAUAUAUUUGAAAUAUCUGAUGUAAGUGCAAUAACAAAAUCUUUUUGGAAAAAUAAUAGAACUUUGUUGGAGCUUAUGAGCAGAUGCAGAGAAAUGUGUAUAUAGGUAAAUACAGCAUCAUAAAAUUUUCAAUUCUGAAAAUCUGUAGAUAAUACAGUUCCCAAUAAUCUCAUAACAUUUUUCUAUAAUAUUUAUAAAGUGAUUCUUUAAUUCACAUAAAAUAGAAGUGAAAACCAGGCAUGGUGAUGCUUGUCUAUAAUCCCAGCAUUUGGAUGACAGGAAGAUUGCCACAAGAUUGAGGCCAGCCUGUUCUACAUAGUAAGACUGUCUCAAUAAAUAAAAGUCCAUGGAUUGAUGAGAUGAUUUUGGAAAAAGAAUAGUCUGAACAUACUUACUGUAAUCCCUACACUCUGGAGAUCGAGGCAGAAGAAUGUAGAGUUUGAGUCAGCCUGGGCUAUGUAGUGAGACCCUAACUCAAAACAAAACAAAAAAUAUAACCCAAUUAAUACUUAGAUUAGCAUAAUAUAUGGUAAAUUUAUAGCCACUUAAAGUGUAUAGCAUAGGAGCAUAAUUAGGUGGGUAAACAGGUUAUAGAGUGCCCAGAUACAGAGCUGUGGAAAUAUGUGAACUUGGUGCUUGUCAGACAUGAAAUCAUGAGUUGGCAGAGAAAGAACAAUCUAGUCAUUUGUUUCUGGAGUAUUUGACUAUUGGAGAAAGUUCAGGUGUAAACAGUACUACAACAUAAUAAACAUUCCAAAGGAUUUGAAUACUGAAUUGUGAAAAAACUCAGACCUUGAAACCAUUAAAUGUUGAUGAAUAUGAUGGUGCAUGCAUACAGUCCUAGUGCUUGGGAGGUAGAGGCAGGAGGGUAAGGAGUUCAAGGUCAGCUUUGACUAGAUAGCAAGCUAAAGUAAGCCUGGACUACGUAAGACUAUCUUUAAAAAGUUACAGACUGUAACUUGAAGUCAAAGAAUCAAUUCUGAAAAUGUAAAAUGAUCGUACAGUUCUAGUUCAGAUCAGUUUCAUUUCUGUUAGAGGCUCUAGAAAUUCGUACAUAAAGAAGAGGAAACACAUGCAUAUGAAUUGAAAACCUGGGUGCCCAGCAGUGGGCUGAUGGAUGAAUAAGAUACAACCUACCCCAAGGAUGGAAUAGUGUGUAGCACUUAAAAACAAGUAGCUCCAUAUUGUGUAACAGAAAUAGUUACCGAGAACAGUGUUGAGUGGAAAAUAAGAUGCAAUGAAACAUACUGUUUAUUAUCCAUAUAAGUUGCAAUGAAAUCCUUUACAAACAAUAGAACUGGUUUUAUUGAGAUUGCUAUUGAAUAGAAACUGGUUUUAUUGAAAAACUUGUAUAUGUAUGUAUGUAAAGUUAUUUAAAGUUGAUUAGAAAGAUACAUGCUAAAUUCUUUUUAGUUUUGUCUAUCACAAGACUUUGGGACUGAGGGUGAGAGGAUGUUGAUGGGAAGGCCUUUUUUGUCUUUAAAAGACUAGUAGAAUAUAAAAUAAAUCUUAAAAGUUAGUGAUACAUGGUAGUAAUAUGACUUGUCUUUUUUUCUAAUACCAAAAUAGAACAAUUCAUGCAAGACACCUGAGUAGAUUCUCUUUAAACAAAUAAGCUAUGACGCACAAGGUGAUCCUUUUUUUCUCCAAGAUGAUGGUGGUGUUUUCUUAGUUAUUUCUCACUACUAACUGGCUAAGGGAAACCUGUGUCCAUUUUAAAAAAAAAAAAAAACAUGUUAUGAAGAAUUCAUGUGCUCUUUCAGAUGCUGAACCAUUUUAUCAGAAAUGUUUCCAUAUGCCUCCCAGCAUCCCAGGAGCUGAUGCAAAAGGGUUAAGAUUUUGAAAUCGCCUCUGCCUCCAUAGUAAAACAAACUUGGUCUGAGGACAGCUCAGUUGCUGCAGCCCAUCUCUUGCAAACAUGAAGACCUGAGUUUGGUCCCCAAAACCUGUGCUUAAAAAAAUAAUAAGUAAGGCUUAGUGGUUCGCACUUGUAACCCCGGUAUUGGGGAGAGACAGGUUCCUGUGCCCUGCUACCCAACUAGCCUAGCCUAUUUGGUAAGUUCUAGGCCAGUUAGAAAUCCUCCCUCUGCAUCCCCAAGUGAAUGGCUCCUGAGGAACAACACCCAAGGUGUCCUCUGACCUCCAUGCACACAUGCACACACUGAAUAAUACAUAUAUACAUACCCACACAGUACUUAGAAUGGUACUAGGUACUAAAAAUUUGAAGUUAGUGUGUUUUAUUCUGUGAUAUUUUGUUUCACAUUUAGUAUUUUUGAUAUUUGGAUUCAUCUUUCAACCAAUGAUUUAUUAAAUUCAAGUAAAUUUUUGUUGUAAAAUUGAAAAUAUGAACUCAACAUUAAUAGAUGUACUGUGGUUAUUUUCUUUGAUAAAGUGCUGAGGAUUGAUGUUAUAAAUUGAUUUCUUAUUUAGACAGCUACUCUGCCACUGAGCCGUAUGUAGCCAAUCCCCUUAUUUAAAUUCAUCAUUGAAACAAUAAUGUCUUAGGUUCAAGUAAAUCUUUGUCAUAAAUUAUUAUUUACUUAUUCAUUUGAGGCCAAGUCUCAUGUAUCCUGGUCUGUCUUCAACUUGCUAUGUAGCUGAGGAUCAGUUUGAACUUCUGAUCCUCCUUCCUCUCCACCUCCCAAAUGCUGAGAAUAUGUGCCACCCUGCCUAGCUUAUGAAUUGCUAAUUCUUAAAGCCAGGGCUUUAACUGAGCCAUAUUCUCAGCCCAAAUUAUCCUAAGUUUGAAAAUCUGAAGUUGGUGUAAUAUAAAAUGUGCUUUUUGUUUCUUUAUGAUUUUUUUUUUUGGUAUGUAUGUAUGUGUAUAGUGCUAGGAUGCGAACUCAGGGCUUUGCGCAUGUUUGGCAGGCACUCUUCUACUUUUCACUAUGUCCUCACCUUUGGUUGUCUGAGACAGGUUUCCAUAUGUAGCUCAGACUGGCAUUGAACUCAUUCAUGAUCUUCUUCCUCAGCUUCCAGAAGAAGUGAGUUCAUAGGCACUGCUGCUGUGCCCAGCUGAAAAUAUGUUUUAUUUACUAUCUUAGGGUAUCAUCUACUACAUAUUUCCCCUACUCUUGUGUCUACCAUUGUUCCACAAAGGAUUUGUUGUUAGGCUCUUAACUAACUAAUUAAUACGUUUAGCAUCAUGCAGAAUUAGUAAGAUGUUCUAGGGAAUUUGCAUUGUGAUAUUAUUACCCUGUGGUUUUGCAUGUGGUUAACAUAGGCAUUAAUCCUAUUGUUAAUGAAUGCAUUUUGAAAUGAGAAGCCUUUUUUCUCUUAGGUGGCUAUGCACAAUUUUAUUGUUCAGUCUUAACUUUCAGCCCAUUUUUAAUCCUUUCAAAAUCAUUGACUUCGUGGCUUAUCUAGUUUUGGUUGGAAGCAGUGAGGAUCCCAAAUUCUGAGCAAUAUCCUCUAAAAGGUCCUUAGUCUCUUAAUGCAUGAGACAACCUUUAAGAUAAUUUUAAAAAAUUUUAUCAUCUUUACAGUAUUAUUUGAUGAGCAAAAGGCCACUAAUGCAUUUUUUAAAAAUAAGAAUUAAGGGUGUUGGUCAAAGGGGUCUUUAGAUUUUAUAUUUGAACAUUAAUUUGUUUGAAGUUAACUUCACAUAAGUAAAAAAUCUCUUUCAGUUAAAAAUUAUUAAAUACAACCAUGACUGUUUCAGUUUGGACUGUUGUAUGGUAUUUUGGAUGAUGGACAGUAAGUAGCUUGUCAUAAAUAACAGGAAUUAAUUUUAAUGGAAACUGUUUUACUGAAGUAUUAAUAAAGAAUCAUUGUUAUUUUAUGUAUUUUGUUCUUUGGUAGGCUUCAUGCUAAGUCUAGUUUCGUAAGCAUACUUAAUAUUUAUAGGUGUAAAAAUAAUUUUCAAAUUCAUACAUUGUCCACAUAAGAACCCCAUGUAAAUAUUCUGUUGUAGUGCAUUGGUUUUUUGGGGGGAUUUGGUUUUUGGUUUUCUGCUAGACUAUCUUUUUUCUCCAUUUUUUUUCCUUGUGUUUUUCUUUUUUACUUUGGGCCUGUGUUUCAUAUGCCAUAUACAAUUGUGUAAGGUGUAUGGAAUACAAGUCUCUGCUGCCUCUUCUGAAACAUGGAUUUGAAGAAAACAGAGAAUUAACUUUUCACUGCAGAUUGGAAGGGCCUCCUUAGGGUCCUCUUUGGGCCUCACCUCCCCCGCAAUAAGACUAGCUAAACUCUCUGGAUGAGGUGAAGUGCCUGGUUAUAAACUGAACCUGGAGUCUAAGAGUUUCACUGAUUGUGAUUGUUUACUAGGGAGCAAAUGAUCUGUCCUCUCUAAAUUUACACCCCCUUCCUCUGUCUUUAGUGUUAGGACCAGAGAUAUACCAGUAGAAGUGAAUUCAAUAGAAUUUGCUCAUGUGAAAGAUGAGAAAAACAUAAACAUUAAGCUUGUGCUUUCAUGGUGAGCAUGUGUAGGCGUGCAUAAAUGUCAGCUCUUUUGAAAUACAGUGGGGAGUGUUGCCUAUAACAAAGCUCUACUAGGCAGAAGGUGUUACAGACCUUAUCUACUGGAGGAAAAGGCAUGUGGCCACUAAACACCCUAUGUCUUGCCAAAGACGGUACCAGAGAUAAAUGUGCUCCUAUAGGCCACAUGCUAGGACUCAGGGCAGUGCAAUGUGAGACUGAAUAGAAUUAGAGAGUGCUUCCUCUCCUGGAGCACCACAGCAGUAGAGCUGCUAUAUAAAACAGAAUUAUGAAGCUGGGCAGUGGUGGCUUAUGCCUUUAAUCCCAGCCCUUGAGAGGCAGAGGCAAGUAGAUCUCUGAGUUUGAGGCCAGCCUGGUCUAUAGAGUUCCAAGACAGCCAGAACUACACAGAGAAACCCUGUCUGGGGGGUGGAAAAAAUCAGAAUUAUGAGAUAAACUAAGAUAGACAUCUUAGUGGAUGAGAGGACCCACAAGAGCUAGAAGAAAUUCAAACCAACCACACAAAAAAAUGUUCAAACAGUCUAGCAUAUUUACCUCAGUUUACAUUACAUCCUUUCAGUUAAACAUUGGAGGGCAUAUUAAAAAGGCAAGGAAAAAAUAGCCUGAAUGCACGAAGACAGGCAUAAAACCAGGCUCAAAUUUGACGCAGAUUCAUAAGUAAUAAGUUUAAGAUAAGUAUGAUUGAAAUGUUAAGGAGUGUUGUGGAAAGUAGUCAAAUAUGCAAACAGAUAAGUAAUAUAUGCAAAGAAAUGGAAACAUUUCCCAAAGGCUCAAGAGGAAGUGCUAGGGAAGAUAUCUUUGAUGGGCUCAUCAGUGUACUGCACAGUACUGAGCCAAGGAAAGAUGCAGUAAGCUGAAAAUAUGUCAGCUGAAAUUUCUCAGACCGAAAUGCCAACUCAGAAUGGCUGUGAACUGAGGAUCAAUUAAAAAGAUGUAACAUAAUUGCCACUGGAAUGUCCGAAGAAGGAGAAGAAAAAGAAACAAGUAUGUUGAGGGCUGAUGGCUGAGACUUCAAAAUUGAUGAUCGCAAAUCACAGACCCAGUAGGUUCAAAAGAGCACAUUAAAUAUGGAAACUGUAUCUGUGUAUAUCAUUCUAAAAUUGUAAAAAAGAAAAAGACAAAACCUUGAAAGAAGCCAGUGGGGAGGGCUUUUCAAAGACCUUCCUAUUGUAACGUAGUCAUAGUUUCAUUCUGUGUUGUUAAUAUUCCAUAGAAGAAGGGUUAGGAAUCAUGGUGGAUUUCUUUUCAGAAGUCAUGUGAAGUGUUUAAUGUGUUUUUAAAGUUUGAAUUCUAUAGUGAAGUGAUUAAGAUGAGAGGAAAUUUUAACUUUCUCAGAGCUAGACACUGAAGGAAACCUCUGUCCUGGUUUCCUGUGGAAGAGGCCGGCCUCUGAGGCUGUACAAAGGAACCCACACCUUACAGAAGUAACUGAAGUUUGAAAUCCGUCAGUCUUUGAGAAGUGAGGGAAGAGUCAGCACACUUGGUACUCAAAAUGUGUAUUUCCCUGAAUUGGAAAAACAUAUAAAGAAUAGGAACACCACCUUCGCAAGCCUUUCCCAAAAACUUAAAGGGGAAGAAACACUUUCUAACUCUUGUGAAAUCAGCAUUACCCUGAUAGAAAAGCCAGACAAACACUUAAGAAAAUAUAGACAUACAUCCCUUUUAAAUACUCAUGAGGGCUGGGGAGGUGGUUCCAUGGUUAAGAGCACUAUCUGUUCUUGAGAGGAACUGGGUUAAGUUCCUGGCAUUCCCAUGGCAGCUCACAACUGUCUGUAACUUCAGUCCCAGAGGAUCUAACAUCCUCUUCUGGCCCAUGUGGACACUGUACACAUGUGUGCACAAAUACACAUUCAGGCAAAACACCCAUACAUGAUAAAUUAAUUUUUUUAACUUAAAAUACUGAUGAAAAAAGCCUUGGUAAGACACUAGAAAACAAUUUAAAUGUAUGUUUAAAAGAAUUACACACCAUAAUAAAAUGAUAUUUCUGGAAUAUAAGGAUGCCUUUACAUAUAAAAACCAAUAAAUGAAGCCACGCCACAUUAAUAUACUAAAGACACAAUCAUUUCAGUUGAUUUAAUAAGGCACUUGACAGAAUUCAAGCCCAUUUCUUUUUAAUAUUGAAUAUCUGGGUGUUGUGCAUAUUCACAAUCCUAGAACUUGGGAAGUGGAGGUAGGAGAGUCAGGAGUGCAAGGCUAGUCUGUGCUACAUGAGAUUGAGUCCCAGAAACAAAAGCACCCUCUGAAUAAAAUAAUCAAGGAAAGUAAUCAGCAGCUCUUCUCUACUGAAGGAAAGGAUACUUAGCCACUGUUGUCUCCCUCUAGCUGACUUAGAAAGAUUUAACAACAUACAGAAGCAUCAUUAAAAAUCUUAGUGGUGAAAGAUGAGAUCCUCUUGACACAGCCCCUCAGCAGAUGAAGAAAGUUCAGUCUGUGCUUAACAAUGGGAUAUUGUUUAACAGUAAGUGAAAUCCUGGAACAUGCUAUAACGUGGAGGGUCUUUGAAAACAUUAUACUGAGUAAAGUGAGCCAAACACAAAAAGCUAAGUUUAUAUAACUUCCACUUAUUGAAGUACCUAGACUAUGAGAAUUUAGAAGUUAGCAUAGAGGUUACCAGGGACUGGGAUGAUGGGGUGAUGUUUAAAGGAUAAAACAAAUGAUGAGAAUUGUCUGGAUAUAGCGGUCAUCGCUGUAUAAUGCUUCUGAAUAGCAAUACAUGAAAAAUGAAUAAAACGAUAAAUCUUCACACUCAAGUUAAAAAUUCCUCUCAUAAUUCCAGUAUCUAUAUUGUCUUAAGAGUCAUUUUCUUGCUGAAUGGUUUUGGCACAUGCUUUUAAUCCCAGCACUCAGGAGGCAGAGGUAGGCAGAUCUCUGAGUUCGAGGCCAGCCUGGUUUACAGAGGGAGUUCCAGGACAGCCAGGGCUACACAGAGAAACCCUAUCUUUAAAAAAGUCGUUUUCUUCAAUGGGUUUGCUUUUCCUAUAUCCUUGAGAGAUAUAUAUAUAUCUAUAUAGAUAUCUAUAUCUAUAUAGAUAUAUAUACUUUGAUUGUGUCGUGGAUAUGAUGACUACAUUGUCAAAGCUAGACUUUUUCAU
Molecule: messenger RNA, 10851 nt
Organism: Peromyscus californicus insignis
Lineage: Eukaryota; Metazoa; Chordata; Mammalia; Rodentia; Cricetidae
Gene: Znf568
Product: zinc finger protein 568
Exons: 7
Coding region: 1418-3295 (625 amino acids)
Biological process (GO): regulation of immune system process; regulation of cytokine production; negative regulation of transcription by RNA polymerase II
Cellular component (GO): nucleus
Molecular function (GO): RNA polymerase II cis-regulatory region sequence-specific DNA binding; DNA-binding transcription activator activity, RNA polymerase II-specific
Source: RefSeq, a predicted model, not a curated record